This is a messenger RNA of Nerophis lumbriciformis (worm pipefish), 3915 nucleotides long. It is a transcript of the gene nlrc3, whose product is annotated as NLR family, CARD domain containing 3. NCBI's taxonomy places the organism in Eukaryota, Metazoa, Chordata, Actinopteri, Syngnathiformes, Syngnathidae. Gene Ontology annotation, molecular function: protein binding. The record is from RefSeq and is a predicted model, not a curated record.
UAAUGGAGACAAAUUGGUGCCUGAACACUGAGGCCUUCAACUGCGUGACACUCGGAGCAUUGAGCGCCUUUGCAGAGAAACCACAACACAGGAAGAGAACAUCAGCGCGCGAGGGGAUGCAGCACGACGUGUCAUCUGCAGCGAUUAUUUCAGGCUUUGUUGCUUCUUUUAAGUCCUCGCUCAAGUGGAUAGCAAAUAUAGUGCAUUUGAAAGCGUCAUCUGCGGUCCACUUUGGAGGACAUUAUGUGUGUGCGGCAGGGUGCAACCAGAGUGGCAACAUCUUCCAAAUUUUGAGGACAAAACCCAGCGACCAGCCCCUGAAUGUCCCUUCACGAGAGGACGCUCAUGUUGAAGUGUCACUUCUUUCAGAAAAGCUCAUCAUGGAGCAGAAGGCUCGUUACAAUUCCAUCCUGGACAGAAGCACAGCCAUAACUUGGCAGGGUGACUGCUAUGUGUAUCUUCAGUCUACUUCCUGCUCGCCACCGUCCAAGACCCAACCCCCAGCUCUCGACUGGGUCCAAACCCACCAAGACCAUCUGCGGCGCUUCACCAGCGCCCCGUUCCUGCAUGGCUUGUUGCUACACUUGAGAAAGACGCACCUGCUGAGUUCCACCGAAGAGAGUCGGAUCAAAGAAGCGGGUCGAUUGGCUGAACAGGUCAACAUGCUCAUUACUAACGUCUGCGCCAGAAAAGACUCGCACGCUUCUGAAGCCAUCAGAGACUUCACGGAGGGCUCCGAUUCUCCAGCGGCACAACUCAUCAAGAACUACGAUUCUAUGGUGAAGGACCAUAAAGAGAACCUUCUGCGAUGCUACGAGCAUCGGAGAGACAGCAGCCCCAAACGAAACUUCCCCUCCAGAGACUUACUUCUGGUGGAGGGACUUUCCGACUUGCAGCAGAAGGAGCACGACCUGACUCAGGUGGGAGCCACUCGUGGUAGGAAGAGGAACCAUCUCAGAGAGCUUAGCCUCAACCGACUCUUGGAACCCCUCACGAGGGUCAGCUUACCUCCGAGGGUCUCCCUCACAAUCGGAGUAGGUGGAAUCGGCAAGACCACGAGAGUCCGGGACUUCAUCCUACAGUGGACUCAAGGAUCGAUUUGUUCCAAUGUCAGCUUUGUCUUGCCUUUCACUUUUUCUGAGCUGAACUUCUUGGAGAAGCUCUCAGCGGAAAGGUUGGUAAGGAUGGCAUUCCCGCAUUUAAGCGACCCUGGUCUAAUCCUGAGCAGCUCCUGCCGGACGUUGCUCAUAUUUGAUGGCUUGGAUGAGUUCCGCUGCACUUUGAAUUUCUCCAAUGCUCCCCCCUGUGAGGACCCGAAGAAGGAAGUGCCCAUAGAGGACUUGGUGACGAACAUUAUUCGAGGGAAUCUUCUUCCAGGUGUGGCUUUAUGGGUGACCUCCAGACCUAAAGCAGCUUCACUUAUUCCGGGAGGAUUAGUGGACAGGGUGACUGAGGUACCAGGAUUUAGCCCAAAUGACAUCCAGGUUUUCCUAAACCAUCACAUCCCUGAGUCGGAUUUUGCCCAUAACAUUUGGACACACUUGCAGUGCCAUAAAAACUUGAUGGUGUUUUGCUACACGCCGUAUUUCUGCUGGGUGGUGGCGGACACCAUGAAGUAUCUCCUCCAAGGUGGUGUGGAGGAACACCUUCCAAGGACUUGCACGGAGCUCUAUGCCCACUUUUGUUGCAUGAAGGCAGAAUCGGGCGAGCCGAGAGGAAGGGAGCCUCUUAAAGUGGAGACGCUGAACGGGAGCAAUCGUAAGCUGCUCGGGAAUCUUGGGCGCCUUGCCUUUUAUGGACUCCUAAAAAAUAAAUACACUUUCAGCGAGCAGGACCUGAGAGCCUACGGGAUAGACCCGCUCUUGACUCCCAAUAGCCUCGCCGCCGGACUGAUUAUUCGAGACGAGGCGGUUUUAUGCACAACGUAUCGCUUUACUCAUUUAACCCUGCAGGAGUUUCUUGCGGCCACCUUUUACUUCGUCUCGUCCAAGCGAGCCAUUUUUGACCUGUUUUCCGAGAGCACCAUGUCCUGGCCCAAAAUUGGUUUUCACAAUCACUUCAAAAGUGCCAUUCAGCGCUCGCAACAAGCUGAGGAUGGCCAUCUGGAUGUGUUUGCUCGCUUCCUCUCGGGCCUCCUGUGUCCACUCUCGCCUCUGGCUGGGCUUUUGGGCAAAGACGAUGGCAGCCAGAGGGCAUGGGCAGCAGGCUUUGUACACAACCUCUUGGACGGCGGCCAUGCUCUGGUGUCCCAGCGUGCCGUCAACUUGGUGUAUUGUUUGCAGGAGAUGCAACACGCGGAGAUACUGCGGGCCGUGGAAGAUGACUUGAGGCUCGGGAGCCUGGCGGGGAAGCUAACGCGCGCUAAUUGUGUGGUACUGGGCUACUUGCUGCAUGUUUCUCCAGAGUGCGGCGAACAAACAAACCUCACAGCGUCCCUCAACUACACCACUGUCAAAUGUUUGUUGCCACAGUUGCUCUACUGCCGCCAUCUCAGGUUAGAAAGUAAUCACUUCAAAGACGAUGUCAUGGAAUUACUGGGAAGCAUCCUGAGCGCCAAAGACUGUCACAUUCACAAAAUAAGUCUAGCAGACAAUGAUAUCGGCAACAAAGGUGUACGAGCGCUGAGUCGAGGCCUCAUGGUGAACCGGACCCUAACGUCUCUCAAUCUGAGGAACAACAACAUCGGUGCCAGAGGCGCCAAAUUCCUGGCAGAGGCCCUCAAAAUGAACCAAGUGCUGUUGUCGAUCAACCUCCAGAACAACGCCAUUGAGGAGGAAGGUGCACGCGCCCUUGCUGAAGUGUUGGAGUGUAGCCGCAAAUUAGUGUCCCUGAACAUAAGGAAAAAUGGCAUUGGAGCUAAUGGAGCCAAGGAGAUCGCAGAUGCACUGAAGAUGAAUCGGACUCUUACCAAACUCACCCUGUGCAGUAACCAGCUCGGCGACAAAGGCACGGCAUCAGUGGCUGAAGCGUUGACAGUCAACCACACGCUGCUGUCACUCCAGCUGCAGAGUAACUCCAUCAGCAACAAAGGGAUGACAGCCUUGACAAAAGCACUCCGGCUCAACAGAGGUCUCGUCUCAUUGAACUUGAGAGAGAACUCUAUCGGCGUGGAGGGAGCAAAGAACAUGGCCCACGCGCUUCAUGAGAAUCACACAUUGCAGGACCUCGACCUCACAGCCAACCUGUUACACGAUGAAGGGGUUCAAGCAAUUGCGGAAGCAGUCAGAGUUAAUCAAGGCCUGACCUCUUUGCAUUUGCAGUGGAAUUUCAUCAAAUGUUCUGCUACCAAAGCGAUGGCUGACGCACUCCUCAGUAACACAACCAUGCAGCUGUUGGACCUGCAGGAGAACGCUAUUGGCGAUGAAGGUGUCAUUUGUCUGGCGGAAGCCCUGAAGACAAACACAUCAUUGCGUACAUUAUGGAACCUCUACUCUCAACAGUUAAACGUCGCAAGCUGACCUGGUUUGGUCAUGUCACAAGGCACACCUCCCUGUCAAAGACCAUCCUGUAGGGAACAGUAGAGGGGAAGCGGAGACGAGGCAGGCAGAGAAAGGCCUGGAUGGACAACAUGAAAGAAUGGACUGGCUGCAGCUUCCAAACCCUGCUACGAACAGCAGAAGAUCGUGAGCGCUGGAGAUCCCUGACUGCCCAAGCAUCCACCAUGACACCCCUAUGGCCUCCUAGGCCAUGGGAUGAGUGAAAGUGAGUGAGUGAGUGAGUAAGUUACUACAAAUGCGUCAGUUUACUAUAAAAUGCCUUCAAGAAUUGUAUGGCAAAACGCAGUGGAUUAUUACAAAAUGUGGCAUUAUUGCAUAAGGAUGUGUAAAUGUAUUACAUUAUUACAUAUUGCGCCAUUAUUACAUAACAUAUAUUAAGAAUAAAAAAAUAAAAUCCACUUGUCAGUUAAUCUUUCGU